Molecule: messenger RNA, 2464 nt
Organism: Salvia hispanica
Lineage: Eukaryota; Viridiplantae; Streptophyta; Magnoliopsida; Lamiales; Lamiaceae
Product: 2-isopropylmalate synthase
Source: RefSeq, a predicted model, not a curated record
ACUUAAAAUUUCUUCUAUUCCAAGAAUUUGCUCUACCCGUUUCAAUUCCUAGCUAAAAAAACGUAAAGCUUUCACCUUUCGUGUAGAUUUUCCCCUAAUUUUGCGAUGGAAUCAUCGAAGAAAAAACGCGGCAAGAAAAGGAAAAGGGCUCUCGAAACCCUUUUGCCCAAUUUUGACUCCGCCGAGGGAAUUAACCAAUCGGCAUUGAAGAAUCUGUAUAGCAUUCUUGUUAAGUUGUCUUCAAAUCCACAGUGGAAAAUCAAGUAUGUAGAAGGUUCUCAUGAAUUCGACCUAAGGAUAUGCAAUGAGGGAAUCAAACUGAAAUCCUGGGAUAUUUGUGAGCUCUCAGACGUGCUCUUUGAUAAACUAGAGGUGAGGUUUGAGCGAUUAUUCUCAGAGUUAACUGAGAAUAGCUCUAGUUCGGACUUAUUCAAUGCGGUGGAAGUGUUGAGUUUGCUGUUCAGAUGCUGUAUCUUGCUCUUGCCUUUGCUUGCUUUGCGGCAAAGUCUUGAACUUGAAAAGGGGGCGAUUCUUUGGAAGAUCGUCAGGAAGUUGAUGCUGCCUGGGCUGGCGAGGGACACGGGAAAACAUGCUUUUGUGUUCGAGGAAUCAGUUUAUAGUGAGAAUGGUUGCUCUGCGUCGUCUGUUGAAGGCUUCAGUGCUUCUAUCGAGUUCUUGGAGCCGUGUAAUCCUCUCCUCUUUUUGAAGUGUACGAUGCUCGAGGUAUUUGUGGAUGAGCUGUUGGUGCAUCGUCAAGUAACAGGAUACUUGAAGAUGAUCAGUUCCGCUGCUGCUGCCAGCGAUGCGCGAUUUAACCCUCCCUCGACUCAGGGUGAUGCCGGGUUUCUGAUGGAAGCAACCUGUAAUCAUUUCAUCCAGUCGUUUUCUGAUAAGCAAGCUUUCGGGGAUUUUCUGAGUCGACUAUUUUGCACACGUGAACAUCCCCUCCCACUUCCAGCAUUAAGUAUUACCGCAGCUGUGUCGUUGUUUCUCAACCCCAUCACAGAUUCUGCGCCAAAAUACAUGCAGGCUCAUUUGAUCUCAAUAGUUUCCGAAGCUUUUCAUGUCAAGAUUUUGAAAAAACCAGAUCGUAAGCUCACCAACUGCUUCCUAUCGGCUUUUGAGAAGUCGGUGGUUUUUUACACGAGGCACAUGUCUCGUCUGCAAACAGAUGGCUGGGGCUCGACGUUGAUUUUGUCAGACGGCCCUAUCCACCCUCCUUUCGAAUCUUACAUAUCAACAGAGACGAAAGAAAAGAUCAAUGCCCUCAUCUCCGGAUUAGACAGACCUUCAGACAAGGUCUUGGAGAGUAGUUUCUCUAGAACGAAAUCCGAUCUGGUUGGCACAUCCUUUAGAUUCUUGAAGGACUGCCAAAAAGCUUAUAGCGUAUCGUGCCAAGAAGAGAUCUUAGCCGUAUUGAGCUGCUUGGUGCUGAAAGCUUCUGAAAGCUAUAACGAUAAAUCAACACGACCAAUCGAGGGUGCAACUCUGCAGCACCUAUAUCUGCUCGCGUCAUUAUUGAAACUAAUGAGUGUAUCUUUGAUCCAAGCUAUUCGGUGUGUUAGGCACAGCAAUGAUUCGUCCCACCCGAUAAGCCUUAAAGACUUCUCCUCGUGCAAGGAAUAUGAUUUAAUUUUGAACGUGAUUGCUUGUUUCAAGGACUUCGACACAAGCUUACCUCUGCAACAAGAAUUGCAGAGCCUGAUGUCGAGCCAUGCCACAAGACAUGUCGAUUCCAAAAUGAUGUUUUUGCAUUUCUCAGGCCUGUUGUCGCUUAGCUUCGUUACGGGAAUUGAUUGCUUAGUGAAGGCCUGUUUGUUGACAAAUCUUGCGCUGUUGAAUCUGUUUGUCUUGGAGGAGGGAAACUUGGACGCAAUGCACUUGCUCGUUGAUUCGGGUGGAGAAUAUUUUUCGUCGGAGUUUCCAGUCGUUAGGUUCUCAGAGACGGUGUUCAAUCAAAGCUCCAGCCUUGUGAUCGCGUCAAAAUUUCAUAAGAUGCGGUCACUGCAUUCAAGUUUGAUGGGAAACAAACAUAACGAAAAGGAGAGCUUAUGCUCAGAAACUUUAGCUGAGGAAGAAACAGAGGAGACGUGCAGUGGAGAGAUCUUCUUGAAGUGUAUGUUACCGGGAAGUGAGGGUUUAGAUGAUUUGGUAGAUUUCAUUGAAUGCAAACAAGGGAAAGACUACACGUCUUGGUUGAAGAACCGCGAGAGAUUUCGCAAGUGGAGAUCGGAGAAGACGGCUGUUUUGAAGUGGAAGAGAAAGAAAAAGUCUUGGAAAAUCCGCUAUGGGAAGAGAAAUAGUUAGGCCAUCGAUGAGCUACGUAUUGAAGUUUCCUCUCCCACGACCUUUGUGCCUACAUUUUAAUGUCGAUGCUCGUGAUUUCUCUUUUGUUUACAGGCAUACAUGUUUCGACAUGUCAGCCUGGUCGUUCGGGAAAACUUGCUGCUUUAGCGCGUUUCAA